Messenger RNA from Tarenaya hassleriana, 1381 nucleotides. Its product is annotated as vicilin-like seed storage protein At2g18540. The coding region runs from base 289 to 1290 and encodes 333 amino acids. The transcript is spliced from 3 exons. The record is from RefSeq and is a predicted model, not a curated record. NCBI's taxonomy places the organism in Eukaryota, Viridiplantae, Streptophyta, Magnoliopsida, Brassicales, Cleomaceae.
ACAAGUGGAUGGCUUUGGAUCGGAGAGAUUCGGAAUUCGAGAGAUCUCUCGUCUCCUCUCUCUUUCCAGUUAUUCAAAAACUUCGAUCCGUUGGUUCUCUCCUAUACCUUCCGAUAUUGGUUUUGGCGGGACAAGGAAGUCCUCAAUAUCUCCUGUAAAGCUACUUGCGACCCAUCGCGAUCGAUCUAGGGUUUCGUUUUGUUGGUCCAGAUCCGGAUUUUCUUACAAUGUGUCGGUUCUGAAAUAGCUUGUGUCUGGGGUUUCUGUCGGGUUGUUUGUGACUGUAAGAUGUCCCGGUGUUAUCCGUUCCCGCCACCUGGUUAUGCACGGAACGAAAUCCGCGAUGAAGCUCUGAUAGAAUCGAUCAAGAGAGAAGAGGAGAAGGCUAGGAAAGAAAGGAAGGAGAGAAAAAGGGAAAAAAAAGAAAAGAAGAGGAAAGAGAGGGAAAGUGGGGCAGAGGGGAGCAAAAAUCACAGUCAUAAGAGACGGCAUAAAGACAACGACACAAAAGAGAACAAGAAAGUUUCAGAUAAUUGCAGGAGAGUAGAUAAUGAGACUGAACUUUUGGAGAAGAGCUGCCUUACCGAUGAACGUGACAAUCAAACAGCAUCGCAAAACUCAUGCGAUAGCACUAUUAACUGCAACGAGAGGCCGAAGCAGAGCCUGCCUCUCGAUGACAAUCAUAACACCUCUGAAAGCAUCAUUCGGAUCCGGUUGCCUGUCAAAAGGCAGAAAGAUCCUGAAGUGCUAACCAGCAAGGAUGAACAGCCUUAUUCUCCCCGGGGAAGGAUUGUAGCAUCUCAACCUCCUCCUAGAGAAUUGGUUGAUCAACCAUGUUCGAUAUCCGCAAGUGUAGCCCCGCAACAUGUUCUAAGCCUAAGUGAAGAGAGCAGUAGGAGCCAUAUCACAACGAGAUUCAGUAAAGAGAAGAUGCCCUCUCGUAGUCACCGGGAACAACCAGAGGUGGAGCCGAGCAAAGAGAAACCAUGCUCUGUAAUGGAAGAAACGGCUCGAGCUUCAAGCCUUUGCACUAUUUGCCCCCCAAAAGUGGCUGUGCAGUUCCUAAAUCUCAUUGAAAAUUGGAGUCCUGAGCCCGCGGGCAGUGAUCUGUCUGACUCGGAAGAUCAAGAAUGGUGGGUAAUGAGAACAAAUAGUCGUAACAAUGGCGCCGGAAGGAUUCAAGUCAGCAGUCUCAAUACUAGCCAGGGAAGUAGUUUGAAGCAGUGGCCAGGUGCUCGCUUUCUGCCUGGAACCGAUAUACAUGCUUUACCCUACACCGUCCCGUUUUGAUUCGCGUCUACACACUUCCAAGGAGAAGAAAACGACUGCAUGGCAGUGAUGUGGAAGUGGCAGUGGCACUGACAUGAGCUCGUUUUUUUUU